Rotaria sp. Silwood1 is the source of this 522-nucleotide messenger RNA. NCBI's taxonomy places the organism in Eukaryota, Metazoa, Rotifera, Eurotatoria, Philodinida, Philodinidae. The record is from the annotation of a GenBank genome assembly.
AUGCAAAAAGUUUCGAAUAAAGAUAAACUUUGGGAUGUUAUUAAUCAAUUUGAUCAUGAUAAAGAUGGAUUAAUCGAAGCUGAUGAAAUUUUCAAAGCAUUGGAAAUAAUUGAAAAUGAAAAAGUUAAAAUAUCGAAAAAACAUCUCAAAGAAAUAUUUGAUCUCAUUUCUGAUUUAAAAAAAGAUAUUUGCAUACCAGAUUAUUGUUAUAUCAGAUGGAUUGGUCCAAAACAAACUAUAUCUCCAUUACAUAAUGAUCCACUUCUUGCUCAAAUGAAUUUUACAGAAUUAUUUCAAUUAACAUCACGACAAUGUUCAUUUUCACCGGGUGAACAAUAUUUAACAUGUGUUAAUCAAUAUCGUUUAAUAAUUCGUUUAGCAACAACAUUAGAAAUAAUUCAUUUAUUUGCUUGUAUUGAUACAAUCAAUACAAUUGAAUGGUCAUAUGAUUCAUAUUUGAUUUUAGCAGGAUUGAUCAAACGUAAUGCGGUACAAGUAUUUUCAUCGGAUAAUCCUGAAUGA